AUGGUUCGAACUAUUGAGCUAUACAACGAAGAAUUCCACAUUCACGUCGACAGGGCCACUGGAGCCGUUCUGGAGAUCCUAGAUCCCCGUGCCGAAGUCCCUUUGAAUUGGGUCAGCUCUCCGGCCAACGCACCUUGGCAGCCUCUGGGUAGUCGUUGGGGCUUGGGAUUCGCAGACCUGGGUGCUAAUCUACUUCAUCGACUUUUCUGGAACAGUCCCCGCAUCGACACAUCUCUUGGCCGCGAUAUCACAGUCGCAACUUAUCAUGCUGGGCCCUUGGAGCUUGUUGUCCGCCGACAUCUCAACAGCCGGACACAGUCUUUCACGGAGACUUACGAGUUCCGCAACCAGGGCACCAUUCCACUCAAUCUUUCGGCAACAGGAGAGACAUCAUUUGCAAUUUACACCCCAUUCAACGACCACUACACCAACACUUCGGAUGCACUCCGUUCUCGUACGCAUGCCCAUUUGUGGGUCAAUGGGGGCAGUUCAGCAUGGGUGAAACUGAGCCAGAUGGGAGGUCAUGGCCGGGAUUUGGGUCUGGUACUCACGAGAGGCUCGUUGUCCGGCUACAGCAUUGAGUCUCGGGAUGAAGUGACUCAUUCCAACACUCGGGGCGUGUUUCUCCUUCAUCCUUCCAUACCCGUUCUCGAACCAGGGCAGUCAAGCAUCAUCGAGUGGACUUUGUUCUGGCACAAUGACUGGGACAACUUUUUCGCCCAGUGCGCCCGCCGAUCGAGUCAGUUUAUCCACUUCGAUAUUCCAAAGCAUACACUGGUGUGUGGGGAAUCCGUCAAGGUUCGAAUGACGGGUGACGCUGCUGCCAUCAACUCGGCAACAACGGUGAAUGGUCAGAGAGUGCAACAAGAUGGCUCAAGCUUUGCCUUUUUUCAUCAUGCUGGAGAUAUGGGCCAAAAGACUCUGCGCGUUAUCACUGGUCAAGGGGGUGACCAGAAGGAGUCAAUUGUUUACCUCAACACCGUUCCCCGUUUUGAUGAUCUCAUCAAGCGUCGAAUCGAAUUCAUUGUCGAGAAACAACAAGUAAGGGAUGCCGACAACCUUCUUCACGGGGCUUAUGUUGUCUAUGAUAAUCAAGCCGAAGCAUUUCCUUUCUACGAAACUCAGCAAGAUCGGAAUGCUGGGCGCGAGCGGGUUGGCAUGGGUGUCCUCAUUGGUCGCUGGCUGAAGAAAACACCGGAGAGCACGCUGAGAGGGUCAUUCAUGGCAUACUACACAUUUGUGUGCACAAAACUUCAGGAUGAUAGUGGAUUUGUUUUCGAUGCCCCGUUCGGAACUGGCACAUACAAGAACAAGCGCCUAUACAACUGGCCUUGGGUGUUACAGCUACAUCUAGUUGCCGCAACAAUCGGUAUUCCCGCUAUUUCUGGUAAAUCCCCGAUCACCAGGUUCAUGGAAACACUAGAACGCUUCUACGAUGAAGGCGGUGCGUCCCUCUAUGCUAUCGGCUUGCCCAUUCUCGAAGGCCUCCGAGCUCUGAAGGCAGCAGGAGACGAGAAAUCCUUCAAUAGGGCGAAGAAUUUGUUCGUCUCACACGGCCAGAAAAUUCUGCAGCGAGGAACGAACUACCCACCCUUUGAGGUCAACUUUGAGCAAUCUAUCGUUGCCCCUGCUGCAAUCAUACUACUGGAGCUUUAUCGGGCAACAGGGGACACGAUCUGGCUCUCGGCGGCUAAGCUACAAAUUGAGGUGCUUCUCCGAUUUGCCGGAAAGCAGCCAGACUAUCGACUUUACGACGUUUCUAUCCGACACUGGGAUGGUCACUGGUUCGGAAAGGAUCGUACUUGGGGAGAUACAUUCCCCCAUUAUUGGAGCACUCUGAAUGCCAUCGCAUUGCACCAUUUCAGCAAAGUGACUGGAGACGUUUCGUACGAGGACCAGUCCGACGGCAUCUUGCGAGCCAACUUUUCUCUUUUCACGCCUGAAGGCAGAGGAUCUUGUGCAUGGAUUUACCCUCGGUCUGUAAAUGGUCAGCUGGCUCACUACAAAGAUCCUUAUGCCAACGACCAAGAUUGGGCGUUGGCACAUCUUUUGCAAAUCGAGGACGACAAUACUUGGGAGGAAAAAGGAACAAUUAUUCUAUAG
This is a messenger RNA of Colletotrichum higginsianum IMI 349063, 2103 nucleotides long. RefSeq names its product Six-hairpin glycosidase. The coding region runs from base 1 to 2103 and encodes 700 amino acids. The transcript has a single exon. Gene Ontology annotation, biological process: carbohydrate metabolic process. The record is from RefSeq and is a predicted model, not a curated record. Lineage: Eukaryota; Fungi; Ascomycota; Sordariomycetes; Glomerellales; Glomerellaceae.